GGUUCGGGGCGUUUAAAGCGCUUCCGGUGGCUCCUUCUCUCUCCGGAGGCUUCAGUGACGGAGAUUCAGCAGCUCACCGGGAGAAAGGAAUGAUGAUGAUGAUGAUGAUGAUGAUGAUGAUGAUACCGGUGUUGUCUUGCCGAACCGAGCCGAGAGCGCGUGGCCGGGAGGAAAGGAGCGCGUAACCGCGGCGCGCGCGGCCGUGCCUGUGUGUGUGCGCGCCCCCGCCCCUGAUUAAGGCUUUAUUCCAGCAGCAGCAGCAGCAGCAGUGUUAAUGAUCGCUCUCACUCCUCUCUCUGGACCUGUGUAUAUGUAGUGUAUGUGUGUGUAGUGUCUAGUGUGUGUGUGUGUGUGUGUGUGUGUGUGUGUGUGUGGAUUUAAUCUGGGAGUGAGGAUGAGUGAGGAGGCGAGCAGUGUGCCGAGAGAGCUACUGGAGAGCGUCCGGGAUGCAGUCGGGAGGAAAAUCAAGCUGGUCCUUAAGAAGAAAGUCAAACUGGAGGUCAAAGGUGAUAAAGUGGAGAACAGAGUCCUGGCUCUGGCAUCACAUCGUGGAUAUCUCCUCACUGCACGCAUUCCUGCCAAGGUAGAACAGACGUUCAGCUAUUUGGAGCUUCAGGGCAUCACAUGUACCAAACCCACACAGUGUGUGUUGGAGUAUGAGAGAGGUCAGAUCUCCCUCAGGCUGGCGUCCAUGGAGGAGGUGAACGAGGUGGUGUGUCACAUCGGCGUGUGUGUGCAGAGGAUCUGCCCCUCCCUGUCUCCUGUUAAGGUGAUGAAGAAGUUGUCCAUGGAGCCUCCGGAGAGAAUCGCGGCUCUGCAGAGCGUCUGGGAGACUCAGAGUUCAGGAGAACCAGGACCCUGCGGUGGAUUCUCUCAGCAGUACAGGUGUGUGUGUGACUGGCUCGGUGUACCUUACAGAGAAGAAGUUCAGUGGGACGUGGACACGAUUUACCUGACGCAGGACACACGUGAGCUGAACCUCCAGGACUUCAGUCACCUGGAGAACAGGGAUUUGGUAGCAAUAAUCGCCGUUCUGGAGUUUAACCAGUGGUUCACCAAACUCGCUACAAAAGACUACAAACUGUCUGCAGACGUGUGUGAUCAGAUUUUGAGAGUCGUUGCGCGUUCCACUCGUCUGGAGGAGCUCGUCCUGGACAACGCAGGACUCAAAACGGAUUUCGCACAGAAGCUGGCGAACGCUCUCUCUCAUAACGCCAACUCAGGACUGCACUCGCUAAACCUCGCCAACAAUCCUCUGGAGGACAGAGGAGUUGCUUUUUUAGGCGCUCAGUUUGCUAAACUCCGUAAAGGCCUCAAACACCUCAACCUCUCCAGAACCUCGUUAUCACCCAAAGGGGUGAACAGCCUCGCCCAGUCGCUGAGCGUUAACCAGUCCAUGCCCAGCACACUCAGCUACCUGGACCUCUCAGGGAACCUCCUGCGUGGAGACGACCUCUCGCAUUUUUAUCAUUUCCUCGGCCAGCCGAACAGCCUGAGCACGCUGGACCUGUCCAACACCGACUGCUCGCUCGACUCGCUUUGCUCUGCUCUUCUGAAAGGAUCGCUUCAGCAUCUCUCUGUUCUUAACGUGUCGAAGAGCGUCUUCGCUCACAGGAAAGGUAAAGAUAUUCCUCCUGCGUUUAAGCAGUUCUUCAGCAGCGCCGUCACCCUCAACACCAUCAACGUCUCCGGAACCAAACUGCCCCCUGAGGCUUUAAAAGCGCUCCUGCUCGGCCUGGCCUGUAACCCCAACCUUAAAGAGGUGGCGCUGGACCUCAGCUGCUGUGAGCUUGGCCACUGUCUACGCUCCGGAGGCUCACAGAUCCUGGAAGGCUGUAUCGCUGAGAUUCCCAACAUUUCCAGCCUCGAUAUUUCUGAUAACGGUCUGGACUCGGACAUGAGCACGCUGCUGGUGUGGCUCGCCAAGAACCGCUCCAUCAGACACCUGUCCCUCGGCAAGAACUUCAACAACAUCAAAUCAAAAAAUCUUGCUCCGGUCCUCGACAACCUCGUGCACAUGAUCCAGGAGGAAGAAUCACCUCUGACGUCUCUGUCUCUGGCCGACUCGAAGCUGAAAGGAGAGCUGAGCAUUGUCCUGAACGCUCUGGGCAGUAACGGCUCUCUGACGCGAGUGGACAUCAGUGGGAACGGGAUGGGGGACCUCGGGGCUAAGAUGCUGGCUAAAGCCCUGCAGAUUAACAGCAAGCUCAGGACAGUCAUCUGGGACAGAAACAACGUCAGUCCACAGGGUCUUCAGGACGUCGCUGCAGCACUGGAGAAGAACUUCACCAUCCGCUUCAUGCCCAUCCCCAUCAUCGACGCGUCUCAGGCGCUGAAGGCGAGUCCGGAGAAAACCGAGGACGCACUGAUGAGGAUGGAGAACUAUCUGUUCAGGAACCACGAAACUCGGAAAUAUGUUCAGGAGCAGGCGUAUCGUCUUCAGCAGGGCAUCGUCACCACCACCACGCAGCAAAUGAUCGACCGGAUUUGCGUGAAGGUACAGGACCACCUCAACUCUCUGAAGAACUCUGAGCAGGACACCAUAUUGGAAGACGUCAAAAUGGCGGAGAACCUGAUAAAGGAUGCGAGGAACUCAAAAACGCUCCUCCCCAACCUGUACCACCUCGGCGCCGCGUCCCGAAAGGAGCUGAAUGGUUCCUCCGUCGGUCCGAUCCAGGAGAAACUGGACUCCAUGGCUGGAGAAGUGGCUCAGGUCAUGGAUGAGCAGCUCCAGAGUCUUUUGGAGUCAAUGGUGGACACGGCGGAGAGUCUCUGUCCUCAUGUGAUGCGGAAACCCAACCUGCGUCACGAGCUGAUCAAAGCAGGGACGGGGAAGAUGACCGUACCACGAAGCUUCGUCAAGAACACACUGCUCGAGCAGUCUGGCAUUGACAUCAUCAACAAGAUCAGUGAAGUGAAGUUGAGUCUGGCUUCAUUCCUGUCCGAUCGGAUCGUUGAUGAAAUUUUGGAAGCUCUCUCUGGCUCUCAGAAUACUCUGGCGGAGCACCUGGUGAGAAAAGGGCGCCCCCUGGUGCAGCAGGAGUCCUUGGACUCGGAUGUCCCGGAGGUCAGAACCUCCAAACGGAGCACCAUGGAGCUGCUGGAAGCUGAGAGACUGGACGACCUUGAGACCUGCAUGAUGACUCCAAAGUCGAAAAGGAAGAGCAUCCACAGCCGGAUGCUGAGGCCUGUCUCCAGAGCUUUUGAGAUGGAGUUUGACCUGGACAAGGCUCUGGAGGAUGUUCCCAUCCAUGUUGAAGACCCUUCACCUCCUGCUAAACUGGACAAAAAGCCACCAGGUGUCAUGGGAGAGCUGCCAUCCGAAGAAGCCAAGAAACUCCAACAUUACACCAAAUUACGGCCCAAGAGGAACAAGAAUACCCAUUCGAGCAGGGUUCCUCAGGUCAGCAGAAUGCCAUCUCAGGAGGGAGAGCUGAACGGCCUCAUGGGAAGGGUGGAUGAGGGCGUGGAUGAGUUCUUCUCCAAGAAAGUCACCAAGAUGGACAAGAAGAUGUCCUUGAAGGCUUCAGACUCUCAGGAUGCUGAAAAGAAGCGUGAUUUGCGCAAAGGUGGCUUCCUGAACCUCAUCAAGUCCCGCUCAGGCAAGGAGAAGGACAAGGAGAAGGACAAGGAGAAGGACAAGGAGAAGGACAAGGAGAAGGAGAAGGACAAGGACAAGGACAAGGAGAAGGAGAAGGACAAGGACAAGGAGAAGGACAAGGAGAAGACUUCCACUUCAGCCCCACCUCUAUCUCCGGUACCCCAGUCUACAGAGGAACCCUUGUCUCCUAAGGCCAAGUCCCAGUCUUUACGUUCGGAGCGCAGCAGCAGUUCGGAGCGCUCUGAGGAACUGAAAACACCGGACUAUGGAGUCCAGGUGAUGGGCUCCGGCCUGCUCGCUGAGAUGAAGGCCAAGCAUGAGAAGAGAGCCAAGAUCUCUGACUCCUCGUCGAGUCCAGAGAAGCCAGACGGACCUCCAUCAGGUCAGAGUAAGGUGGAGGUCAGCAGCACUGUGACGCUCCCUGAGAAGACGCCUCGGGUCGGGGGGGAUUUUAAACCCGAGGCAGCACCGCGGGCCCGAGGGUCAGGCCCGAACCCGACGAGCCCGAAACCUCCACCUCAGGGCACCAAACCGAGCCCAGGCCCUCGACCGGCCCUUCCGCAGAAACCCCGCAGCAGCAGCACACGCAGCAUCGACGAGAGCUCGGAGUCUCCUGUAGGGGGUCAUAAGGCUCCAUCCGCACUUCGGAAAGUGCCCUGGGAAAAGGACGGAUCCUCGAAUCCUCCACAGAGCAGCUCAGGCUCCAAGAACUCCACUCAGGAAGUGGACAUGACUGGAGGAGACGUUAGCGUAUUUAAACUCGAGCCUGAGCAGGAGAAAACAGCAGCACGACCCCCGGAGGAGGCGGAGGGCGAGCGAGAGCGAGAGCACAGGACGUCUCAAUCCCGACCCGCAAGAACAACCACGAGCACGAACCAGCAGAGCUCGGACGAGAACGGGUCAAAGGUCAAGGACAAAUCGGCCGAGAAGGACAAGGACUCGAGUCAGAGCAGCAGAUCGGCAGAUUCUGGAGAGGAAGCGGAUAAAGAUUUUAUUUUUAUAUAGAGUGAGACACGGAGAGAGAGAGAGAGAGAGAGAGAGAGAGAGAGAGAGAGAGACCGAGACCGCAUCACUCUGUGUUUCCACCCGUUUCAGGAAUCAAGACUGUUAAAAGUACCGAUGCAUUCCAGCUGCACUCUCAGAUACGUGUGUGUGUGUGUGUGUGUGUGUGUGUGUAAUACAGUCUUGUUCAAUUCUUCCGUAGCGUCUGAUCCGGUGUCUCUCACCGAGACCGGAAAGACUUCGCUGUAUGACGUGUCUUGCGUUAAUAUCCUCCUCACACGUAUGCUAAUUAGGGCUGAAACACUGUUAAAGCGCUGAACGAUCUCUCGUUUCUGCACUGAACACUAGGGGGCGCUUUACUAUCUGCCCCCGUGCCUUAGAGCUCCACUGUACUGUGAUCAGACCGAGCAGGACACUGACGGCGUCUCCGAUAACGUGUGCAUGUCUGAUUAACCUUUAAACAAAACAAAAAUAACAAGAACAGAAGAUGUCUCCGGUGUGUGUGUGUGUGUGUGUGUGUGUGUGUGUGUGUCAGGACUUGAUUCAGUUUCUAGUCUGUGGUUUAAGAUGGACGGAUCGGACUCCUGAUACGAGAUCAGAUUUGACAUGUCUAACUUUGUCCUGCUUUUUAAAGUCUUACUGCAUGUUUGUUGUGCAUCUGCCUGCUGUUUCUCAGCCUGUCUGAGUCUUUGGGGUGUGUGUUCAUGAAAAACAGCAAAACUGAUCUAAGAUCAGACAUCAGACAUCUAAGCUCAGACUCUUCACUUCAUUGUGGCGAUCUUGGAUCAUAUUCUUCCAGUAACAAGGUUUAGGAUCAUACACUUUCAGUUAAUGAUGAUCCAAGAUCUGACUUUGGAUGUGACUUAAGUUCGGACCCAAGAUCAAACACUUAAGUUAUUGAUCUCAAUUUAAGAUCAGACUUCUCAACUCUUUUGACCUAAGAUCAGAUUCUUCAAUUUUUUUAAAUCACAUUUUUUCCAGUUACAAGAUUUGGGGUCUUAUCUAUCCUGAUCAUCCAGCAUAUGGUGUUCUAAAAUUAGUAUUUUUUUUUCUGGUUAAUUGUGGCCUGGCAUCAGACUCCUCCAGUUCGAGGUGAUCUGGGAUCAGACUCCUCCAGUUCGAGGUGAUCUGGGAUCAGACUCCUCCAGUUCGAGGUGAUCUGGGAUCAGACUCCUCCAGUUCGAGGUGAUCUGGGAUCAGACCCUUCCAGUUCGUGGUGAUCUGGGAUCAGACCCUUCCAGUUCGUGGUGAUCUGGGAUCAGACCCUUCCAGUUCGAGGUGAUCUGGGAUCAGACCCUUCCAGUUCGAGGUGAUCUGGGAUCAGACUCCUCCAGUUCGAGGUGAUCUGGGAUCAGACUCCUCCAGUUUUGUGUGAUCCAGGGUCAGCUUUAUCUAAAGUUUUGUUUAUCUAAGAUCAGACCAGUUUGAUGAUAAAAUCUAUGAUGAAAUUUUUCUAAUCUAUCUAGGAUCAGACUCCUGUUUAUGACGAUUUAAGAUUAGAUACCUUCUUUUAUUUAUGAUAAAAAUGAUCAUGGAUCAGAUUGGACAUAUUUUUAAGAAUUUAGGAUCGUAUAUUUCCUUUUUAUGUUGGUCUGUGAUUAUAUUUCUCUAUUUAUUCCUCCAUUUAUCAACAUCAGAUAUAGUGAUGAGUGAUCAGACUUCUCUAUCUGCAGUGAUUUAAGAUCAGAAUAUAAGUUGAUUUAGAUCAGAUUGCACUAGUUUAUACUGAUGAGUGAUCAGACUCUAUCUGUGUUUAUAAUCUGAUUUAUGCUAAUCUAGGAUUGGACUCUUCUGCCAGACGGGAAGGAUAAGGAUCAUAUGCUUCCUGUUCUGAUGAUCUGAGAUCAGACCUUUCUGUUGACCUGAGAUUGGAUUCUUCUGAAAGUUUAUUUAAUUCGGUUUCUUCAUUUUAUGCUCUCAGAUUCCUCGCUAAUCGAGGAACACGUGUAAACAUCGUGUAAAAAUCUGAUUCCGGAUCAGACUCCUCUGUGUAUGGAUCAGAUUCUGAUCUUUAGGAUUUUAUUCUACAGGUUUCUGAUGAUGAUGUAAGAUGAUUGGAUCGAUGCUGAGGUUCUUCAUGAACACACGACUUCCUUUUUUUCUUCUUCUGCUGGAUUUCACCUUUUUCACAACGUUUUAUUCGUCACCUGCGUGCUCUUCUGACGUGUGUGUGAGAGUGUGUGAGAGUGUGUGAGAGUGUGUGAGAGUGUGUGAGAGUGUGUGAGAGUGUGUGAGAGUGUGUGAGAGUGUGUGAGUGUGAGUGUGUGUGUGAGUGUGUGUGUAUUUACACACGUACAGUCAGGUCCAAAGGUCUGAGUCUACAACUGAGAACAGGUUUUAUUUCAUCUCGUGUUAAUUAAACGAACAAAAAGUUUUCACAUAUGAACAAAUGUGGCUCUCUGAUAAUGAGCUGUCAUUUAAAACUUCAGAAAAUGUUCUGAAAAUAAAUUUAUUGAAAUUUUUUUUUGAAAACUAAAUCUAAAAUAAAUUGACUUUCUCUUUUUAAUUGCCUUUGGACAUUCUCGGCUUCUCGUAAUACACACCAGGUUUCUGUUUUUAUUUAUUUUCAUUAACAUCCAGCAGGAAAACUGAACAUGGAUCAUCUGGUUUUUUUUUUUUUAAAUAAAAAUAACAAUAAUCUGGAAAAAAGGCUUGAAUUUUUGGAAUUUCUCACAAAAAAAGGGCAAGCAACCUGAUGAAGUGAUAUUUUUUUUAAAACAAUCAAGCAAAAAGAAAACGCUUUUACAAGUCAUAAUAACUAUAAAUGAAUUCGGUACCAAAACACACAUUCUAGCUGCUUAAAUUAUUUAACAAGAAAUAAAAACGUUCAGGUCUGAGUUUGUUUUCUUUGAUUUGCGAAUUGAAAUUUUGCACUCUUUUUUUGUUUAUGUGCCAUUAAAGGAAAGGGGUGGAGCUUAUAGCAGAUAAUUGACAGCUCGUCACUGAUGAGGUUUCACCUGCACUUCUGUCUCAUUUCCAAACUUUAAGUGUUAAUUAAAUGUGCAUUAAAAUAUAAAACAAUUUUACAGUUUUUCCAUCAAACCUGUUGGUGUUGAACUGCGAGUUCUGGAUCCUGAUGUGUUUCAUGAUUUAAUUUAAUAUCUGUGAUUAAACUGAUUAACACUUGCACACAUCUGGAAGGCGGAGUUUAUGUUAAUAAGGUACUAAGCACAUAAAAGCUCUGUCGUUUAUUAUCAGAAAACAAACAGAAGUUGGUGCUUUCCUUUUAUCUUUUCUUCCUCCUUUGUUUCUUUUCUCUUUUUAAUCCUUCACGGCUCUUCCUCUUCCCUUCAGAUGUACAUUUUGUUGAUAUGAAUGAUUUAUAUUAAUGUUAUUGUUAUAAUGAUUUAAGGUUAUUAUUUUUUCUUUAAGGUUAAGGGGAACUGGGAUUGAUGUAUGUAAGCAGAUCAGUGUUAAUAUAUAAUGUGAUCUUUUUAAAAGCAGCACGUGUGUGUGUGUGUGUGUGUUUUGUUUUUGUUUUUUGUUUUUUUGUUCGUAAUCACAGUAUUUUGAUCUCGUUUGAACUCUAACAUGUUUCACUCGUGCACUGUGUAGUUUGUGGACGUUUCGUUAUUUUUUCCCGACGCGUUUCUAUCAAUCGGAUUAAAACUGAUUUUACACA
Pangasianodon hypophthalmus (striped catfish) is the source of this 8225-nucleotide messenger RNA. Its product is annotated as F-actin-uncapping protein LRRC16A. Gene Ontology annotation, biological process: cell migration; regulation of Arp2/3 complex-mediated actin nucleation. The record is from RefSeq and is a predicted model, not a curated record. NCBI's taxonomy places the organism in Eukaryota, Metazoa, Chordata, Actinopteri, Siluriformes, Pangasiidae. The transcript is spliced from 39 exons. Gene Ontology annotation, molecular function: protein binding. Gene Ontology annotation, cellular component: plasma membrane; lamellipodium. Bases 395 to 4606 code for a protein of 1403 amino acids.